AUGGAGGCAAUUGCCUUCGCACUGCAGCUUGAUGGCGAGGACGAGGUCCACUGUGAGUUGCAGCUCGAGGGAGACGAGGAGCACACGGUGGCCAAGAUCGGCCGAUGCCCGAAGGGCAGCAUUGUUGUCAAUCACCUCGGUGUCUCCUGGGUCCACACGGAGCUUCGUUUCCUUCGGCGAGAGGGAGAGGCUGAACCACAGCUUUGUGUCCGGGACGUGUCUGCUAAUGGAACCGGCCUUCAAGACGAAGGAGGAAGUGAGGAGGAUGUGCUGUGGCUUCAACGCAACGAAGAUGCGCCUUUUGCUGAGGGAAGGCAGAUCGUGCUGCCACAGAAAAUCAAGAGCAAAGCUGGCCGGCCAGAGGACUCCGUGCGACGGACCAUAGGCCUUCGCUUCACCAGCGAGGAGGAGGCAGCCAAUGCAAGGAAGAUACGAGAAGAAAAGGCAGCCAAGAAAAAGAGACGUGCUGGAAAGAAGGAGGAAGCAAAAGCAAAGAAGAAGGAGAAAGAGAAGGAGAAGGAGAAGGAGAAGGAGAAGGAGAAGGAGAAGGAGAAGGAGAAGGAGAAGGAGAAGGAGAAGGAAAAGCAGAAGGAGCCCGAGAAAGUCUCCAAGCCGGAGGAGAAGACCCCAGUACAGCCUCGAAACAAGGACAAGGAUGACGAAGGUAAGUCCGAAGCAAAAUCCUCACAGAAGAAGGUCAACAAGGAUGAGGAGAAGCCUGCGAAGAAGCCUGCUCAGAAGGAGAAGAAGGAGAAGCCCAGCAAGGAGAAGGACAAGCCAGCUGCAAAGCCGGCGAGGUCCAGAAGCAGAGAUGGAAGGAAACAGAAAGUCAAGAAUGGCGUGGGCGCGGAAGAUGACCGUCAGCAUCAGACGGGCGUGGUCGAGGAUGAGCCGGCGGUGCCGGUCAAAGCGGCUCCAGCCGCUCCAGCGGCUCCAGCGGCUCCAGCGGCUCCCGUGGCUGAAGCUGCUCAAGCGAAGGCGGCUGAGGCCCCUGUGGUCCCUGUGGUCCCCGUGGUCCCCGUGGUCGCGGAGCCUGAGGCGCAGGAGGAGCCGAAGGAGGUGAUCGCUGCGGACCCGUCAGACAAGUCUGAUGAGGACGUGGUGAUGGUCACAGAGACGGCGGCGGCUCCCGCAGCUCCAGAAGCCCCACAAAAGCCUGAAGCGUCAGCGCAGGACCUUGCGGAGCCAGAUCAUUCCAUGCCUUCACUGCCAGCUUGGGUGAAAGAAGGCAAGCGGUGCAACUGGUUCUCAGCGUCGCUGAAGCGGCUUGUUCCAGUGAGAGUCACCAAAGUGGAUCAUGCUAAGUCCGUGGUGAUUGCCACCUUCGAAGCGGAUAGUGCAGUUUGGAAGAGCGUGCAUUUCUCGCUGUUGGGGCGACCAGCGGACUGUCCCCUCAGAGGUCCUGAACCUGGCCAGGAAAGCAGUGACGAGGAAGAGGAGGAGAACGGCACCCGCCCGAGUAAGCGACGGUCCAGGACUCCGGAUGUCUGGGAACAAGAGCGUCGCCGGGUCAUCGCAACACAGGAGGCUGUUCUGGCGGCAGAACGCCAAGAAGAAGAGCGACGCAAGAAGCAGCAGGAGGAGGAGCAGCGGCGGAAAGCCGCCCAGGAGAUCGAGCGCCAGAAGGUGCAGGCCGCCUUUGAGCAGCGGAAGAAGGAGGCGGAGGAGCAGCGGCUGAGGGAAGAGGAGGAGUGGCGCGCCAGGCUCGUGGAGCGGCGGAAGAAGGAAGCUGCUGAGGAGGAAGAGCGACUUCGCCGUGAAGAGGAGGAGCGGCAAGAGAGAAAGAGGAAGCGGAAGGAGGAGAAGGAGCGCGAGCGGGAGAAGGAGAAGGAGCGAGAGAAGGACAGGAGGAAGGAGGAUCCCAGGAGGAAGGAAGCCGAGGAGGACCGCGAGAAAAAGCGGCAAGCCUCCAUGGACGCCUUUGAGCAGGUGUGCAAUCCAGGAAGAAGAAGACGGGACGAUGAUGAUGACGACGAUGAUGGCUCUCCAAAGCAAAAUGCAGGACACUGGCCAGGUGUGGGUAUGCCGCUCAAUCCCAUGAUGGCCAUGAUGGCAGCAGCUGCUGGGAAUGGGUCCGCAGGCUUCGCGAUGGGGAACCACGCCAUGGGGAUGUCCAAGGGAUCAGGGAAAGGCAUGCCCGGCAAAGCUCCGAGCUCCAAGGGGGGUCACGGCUACGACUACUCCAAGGGCCAGGGUGGAUGGGGUGCUGGUGGCGGAUGUGGUGCUGGUGGCUAUGGGGGCUGUGGCGGCUACGGCGAGUACCGCGAGGCCCAAGGUGACGGCCGAGGUGCUGUUGCUGGUGCAGCCUAUGCCGGCGGCCCUGGCGGCUGUGGCAACAGCUGCAGCGGUGCUGGCUGCGGCAAUGGUGCCGCUCCACCGCCAUGGCGCACGGCGGCGGCCGCACGGCCGCCUCCCCCGCCCACAGGCCGCAGCGCAGGCCCUGGCUACGGCUGUGGCAGUGAGGCGCAAGGCACCAAAGGCGGCCACCUGUUUCCGAACACCGCAGGAAACAAGGGUAACCCGGGUGCAGGCGGCUUCCUGUUCGGAAACAAGGGUGCAGGCUUCGGCGGCAAAGGCUUGCAGAAAAUCAUCCAGGUCUGGAGUACUGACAUUGCAUUGUAUGCAAACUUCCAUCCAUCCAUGCAAGAUUGCCCUGCCACCCAGUUGGACGAAGAGGACGACGAGUCCUGUGAAGUGGAACUCGGUGUCGAUGGUGUCGACGGUGUCGCUGACAAAGCCAUCGCAAAGGAAGCGGCGCUCGCUUCAUCUCCGGCAACUCCCCCCCCGAGGAAGCGGAAGCUGCCUUCGGCAGGCGGGUCGGACGACACCCCGGACAAGACCUGCAGAAGAUCUCCAAGGUUGCAAAAACUGCGGGAGUUGCGCGAACGGCAACCCCCACAAGAAGCCAAGGGGCCUCAGGCGCGCACUCGCCAGGCUUCGCCGGGUCCGGUUCUAGCAGUGCCGCCUCUCCGGCCGAUGAUCGUCUUGAGCGGCGUGGAGAUCGAGGCAAAUCUGCUUGGCGCAGCCCGCAGACUGGUGGAGUCACUGGGAGGAGAAAUUUCCGACGCCUGGACAACGAAGACCACACAUUUGGUGGCCUGCCGGCUGCGUCGGACGUUCAAAGUUAUGUGUGCCCUUUGCUGCGGUGUGCCCAUUGUGAGACCAGCCUUCCUCAAGCGCUGUGUGCAAGAAGCGCAUGUGCCCGAGGUAAGGCAUCAAGAUUUGCUGAGAGACACAAUCGGCCAGCAGAUCUUUGCCAAGCGCUUUCUUGCAUGCUCUGAGCGUUAUUCGCUGGGGGACGUGCUCCAGCGAGCCCGAGAUGGGCCGCUGCUGGCGAACUUCCGUGUCCACGUCCUGCCACAGGUGACCGCCAUGGAGCGCCCCAAGCUGCGCACGCUCGUAGAGGCGGCUGGUGGCCAGUGGCUGGAGGCUUGCAGCUAG
Messenger RNA from Symbiodinium natans, 3441 nucleotides. Lineage: Eukaryota; Dinophyceae; Suessiales; Symbiodiniaceae. The record is from the annotation of a GenBank genome assembly.